This is a messenger RNA of Micromonas commoda, 984 nucleotides long. RefSeq lists its product with no specific name. The record is from RefSeq and is a predicted model, not a curated record. NCBI's taxonomy places the organism in Eukaryota, Viridiplantae, Chlorophyta, Mamiellophyceae, Mamiellales, Mamiellaceae. The transcript has a single exon. Bases 1 to 984 code for a protein of 327 amino acids.
AUGACCACCGUCCACACGCCCACCGGCCCUCCGAAGGUGCGCGCCGCCAAAUCGUGGGACAAGCUCAGGAGGAAACCCAGCUGGUCGCAGCCGUCGAGCCCGGAGGAGAAAGAUGCAGUCGCCGCGGGGAAGAGGAGCCCCGACGAGAACCGCGCGGGGCGCUCUUCCAACACCCACGACGAGGGAGCGUUCGCCGGGGCGAUGGCCAAGCUGAAGGUAUCUCCCCCGAAAGGCACCGCCGGCGCGAGACGGGGCGAAUCGUCCAGCCCGCCCAAACCCGCGCCCGCGUCGGCGCAGAAGAAGCCUGCGGAAACCGAGCAACCGCCGACCAGGAGCGCGCAGGACGCGCGGGUGUCGUCGUCCGCCGAGCCGAGCUCGACGACCUCGGCGCCGGGGGCGGACGCGGGCGGGGAGGACGGGCUCGACCGCGGCGCCGCGUUCGAGUGGCUCCUUCAACGACAGAUCGAGGUCGAGAUGACGCUGCGGGAGAAGAAGGUGGCGUCCGCCGAGGACCUGGAGCACGUCGCGGAGACUUUCCGCGACUUGAACCAACUCUUCCUCGAGCUGCACGCGGCGGCGGCGGAGCUCACCGUGGCGAACAAGAGGCCGUGCUCGGUCGCCGCGCUGUUCCAGGAGCUUCUGCACAAGAUCGCCGGCGUCAACGCGGGUUUAGGGAUGGAGGGGCAGCGGGGCGAGGGCAACGUGCCGAUGCACCAGGCCAAGGUUUUGGACCGACGGCACCGAACGUCGACGGAAUGCGGCGACGUGAACAUGGUCCUCGGGCCGGAACGCGUCCGGGGGAUGGUCCUCCGGGUGCGGGACCUGCGACAGGCGCUGAGGAUCAAGGUGGAGGACGCCAACGACGUGCGCAUGGCGGAGGAGGCUGUCAAGGCGGGACACGCGUUCUGGACCAAGCUGCGGGAACACGCGAAUGCACACGGCGCGGAUGCGUUCGCCGCGCUGGCGAAGCUUCGCGACGCGUGA